Messenger RNA from Trichomonas vaginalis G3, 276 nucleotides. RefSeq lists its product as uncharacterized. The transcript has a single exon. The record is from RefSeq and is a predicted model, not a curated record. Bases 1 to 276 code for a protein of 91 amino acids. Lineage: Eukaryota; Parabasalia; Trichomonadida; Trichomonadidae.
AUGACGCAAGAUAUCAAUCAGCUUAAACAAAUCCUUCAAAACCAAACUAUGUUACGCGAUGAUUUAUCAAGACAAUGUCUAAAGAGAGAAGAGAUACAGAAAAACAAACAACAAGAGCUAUGCAGUCAGAUAACGCAGCUACAAUUACAUAUUAAAUCACUAGAUGUUUACAUUAAAAGGUUAUCAUUAGUUCACUCUCAAAUCUCUGCUUCUUCCUCGUAUCCUUUGUCAAAAGAUGAUUACGCGGAAAUUCUUCGUCUGGUAAGUACAAUGUAA